GAGGCCGAAGCGCACGGACCCGUCCUUUCCCGGUCCUCUCCCGGUGUUUUCCCGGUCUUAUCCCGGUCUUCUCCCGGUCCUUCCCUCACACGCCGUUAUCUGGCUCUGCAGGAGCCGCCAUGGGCGCCCGCCGGGCCCGCUACCUGGUUUUCUUCCAGUACCUGGGGACGGACUUCCGUGGCGUGAUGGCCAUUAAACCUCCUCAGGCAGGGUCUGGGGUCCAGAACCACCUAGAGCGGGCGGCCGAACGGCUGGGCAGCGAGGAGCCCGUCGGUUUCACCAUCUCCAGCCGUACAGACAGCGGGGCCCACGCCCUCUGCAACUCAGCUCACAUAGAUGUCUGCCGCCCGGAGGGUCGCGAACCCCACGCCCCCGACCUCCUCACUCGGCUCCUCAACCACCACCUGGAGCACCCGGCCAUCAGGGUGCUCCGGACCGUCCGCGUGGCCGACGACUUCCACGCCCGUUUCUCGGCCACGUCCCGGCGCUACGUUUACCGGCUGGUCUCCGGCUGCUCCCACCCGCGGCAGCUCCCGGUGUGGGAGCGGAAGCUCUGCUGGGUCACCAGGGCCACGCAGCUGGACGUCGCGGCCAUGCGGGAGGCCGCCGGCCACUUGGUGGGGACCCACGACUUCAGCGCCUUCCGCUCGACCAGCGGCUGUGACGCCUGGAGAAACCCGGUGAAGACCCUGGUGCGGGCCACGGUGGCCCCGGGCCCCCCAGGCCCCCUCGCCCGACACAGCGACUGCAGUAGGCUGCAGUUCUGGGAGCUGGAGUUUGAGAGCCGAUCCUUUCUGUACAAGCAGGUGCGGAGGAUGACGGGAGCCUUGGUGUCUGUGGGCCAGGGGCUGCUCCACCCCCAGCAGGUGCAGGAAAUGCUGGCCAGCGGGGCCCCGCCGUCCCAGCCCUACAUCAGGAUUGUGCCGGCCUGGGGGCUGUUCCUCAAGUCGGUCGGGUACCAGGGCCUGGGCGAGGCCCCACCCCUUCCAGACCCCGUCCUGGACAUCCAGCCUUCCAUGGAUGGGGAGAGUGACGCGGGCCCGGCCCCGUCGUGAGAGAGCCGGAGCGGGAUCCCUGUGCCACUGCCGACAGAGCCCCAAGUCUGGUUGCUGUGACUCCACGUAGGGAUCGGGACGUAGCAGCCGCUCUGCCGGCCGACACCCGCCCUCCUAUGCCGGUCAGCUUGGAGUUCUGCAACCUGCUUUAGACGUUCACUCGGCCAGGUUGGGAUCUGGGGCGCCGGGGCUAAAGGGCAGGGCCGCCGGGAGGGAAGCAGCCCUGGCCGGCUGGCACCCCACAGACCGGGGAGAGGUCUCGAUUGGGUGCCCCCAAGCCGCCUGCUGCCCUGCAGCUAAGGUGGGAAAGGAGGAAUGUGGGUAAUAAAAGUACCUAUGAUUCCU
This is a messenger RNA of Tachyglossus aculeatus (Australian echidna), 1400 nucleotides long. RefSeq names its product pseudouridine synthase like 1 (gene PUSL1). Gene Ontology annotation, molecular function: RNA binding; pseudouridine synthase activity. The record is from RefSeq and is a predicted model, not a curated record. The transcript has 8 exons. Gene Ontology annotation, biological process: tRNA pseudouridine synthesis. Bases 120 to 1055 code for a protein of 311 amino acids. Lineage: Eukaryota; Metazoa; Chordata; Mammalia; Monotremata; Tachyglossidae.